Molecule: messenger RNA, 4096 nt
Organism: Orcinus orca (killer whale)
Lineage: Eukaryota; Metazoa; Chordata; Mammalia; Artiodactyla; Delphinidae
Gene: TAF3
Product: TATA-box binding protein associated factor 3
Exons: 7
Coding region: 206-2986 (926 amino acids)
Cellular component (GO): transcription factor TFIID complex
Molecular function (GO): protein heterodimerization activity
Source: RefSeq, a predicted model, not a curated record
GCGGGAGGCGGAGCGAGUCCAAAAUGGCGGCUCUCAGGCUGGCGCGCUCCGUGCUGCUGUGGCUUUGAGGUGGUCGCCGGGGGUCGGGGGGGACGAUUUCCCCGCCGCGGGGGCCCUAGAGGAUGAAUCAGGGGCUCUUCUAAGGUUAGGCGGCGGGGGUGGAGAGAAGUGGCAGCAAGGACUGCGGUGGAGUCCACGGAGCGGGAUGUGCGAGAGUUACUCCAGGUCGUUGUUGAGGGUCUCGGUGGCGCAGAUCUGCCAGGCGCUGGGCUGGGACUCGGUACAACUGAGCGCCUGCCACCUCCUCACGGACGUGCUGCAGCGUUACCUGCAGCAGCUGGGACGGGGCUGCCACCGGUACUCUGAGCUGUAUGGCCGGACAGACCCAAUUUUGGAUGAUGUUGGUGAAGCUUUCCAACUUAUGGGCGUUAGUCUUCAUGAACUAGAAGACUAUAUCCACAACAUUGAACCUGUCACUUUCCCACAUCAAAUUCCUUCAUUUCCUGUUAGCAAGAACAACGUACUUCAGUUUCCUCAACCCGGAAGUAAAGAUGCAGAGGAAAGAAAAGAAUACAUCCCUGAUUACAUGCCACCCAUUGUGUCUUCUCAAGAAGAAGAAGAAGAAGAGCAGGUGCCCACCGAUGGGGGCACAUCAGCAGAAGCCAUGCAGGUUCCCUUGGAAGAAGAUGAUGAACUGGAAGAGGAGGAAAUUAUCAAUGAUGAGAACUUCUUGGGUAAGAGACCGCUGGACAGUCCGGAAGCUGAAGAAAUGCCCACGAUGAAGCGGCCACGCCUGCUAAGCACUAAAGGGGACGCCCUGGACGUGGUGUUACUGGAGGCUCGAGAGCCACUCAGCUCAAUAAACCCCCAGAAGAUCCCACCAAUGCUGUCCCCCGUCCACGUCCAGGACAGCACGGACCUAGCUCCUCCGUCACCAGAGCCACCAAUGUUAGCUCCAGUGGCAAAAUCACAGCUGCCAACUGCAAAACCGUUGGAAGCAAGGUCGUUUACACCUAAAACAAAGACUAAAACCAGUUCUCCGGGGCAGAAGACUAAAUCACCCAAAAUGACUCCAUCACCAGCAAUGGUCGGAAGUCCUAUUCGGUCUCCAAAAACCAUAUCCAAAGAAAAGAAGUCUCCUGGACGUUCGAAGAGCCCCAAAAGCCCCAAGAGUCCCAAGGUCAUCACUCACAUUCCCCAAGUACCCAUCAGACCCGACACCCCUAACAGGACUCUUUCAGCUACAAUAAGUGAAAAAAUUAGUAAAGAGACCAUUCAGGUGAAACAAAUACAAACAGCCCCCGAUGCUGGGAAACUGAACCAUGAGAAUCAGCCGAAAAAGGCCGUCGUGACUGAUAAGACCAUCGACGACUCUAUUGAUGCUGUGAUUGCACGGGCUUGUGCCGAACGGGAGCCAGACCCUUUCGAGUUUUCUUCUGGGUCCGAGUCAGAAGGAGACAUUUUUACCAGCCCUAAGAGGAUUUCAGGUUCAGAAUGUGCUACCCCAAAAGCUACCACUUCCUCCAGCAACUUCCCCAAGUCCGGGUCCACCCCUCUCCCUCUUUCAGGCGGAGCUUCAAGUUCUGACAAUUCCUGGACAAUGGACGCAUCCAUCGACGAGGUGGUCCGGAAAGCCAAGAUGGGGACCCCUCCCAGCGUGCCCCCCAGCUUCCCUUACAUCUCCUCCCCUUCAGUCUCUCCUCCCACCCCUGAGCCACUGCACAAGGUAUACGAGGAGAAACCCAAAGCGCCGGCCUCCACGGACGUCAAAAAGAAGCUGAAAAAGGAAAUGAAGAUGAAGAUGAAAAAGAAAGAGAAGCAGAGAGAUAAGGAGAGGGACAGGGACAAAAGCAAGGAGAGAAGCAAAGAGAAGGAGAAAGGGAAGGAGACCAGCAAGGAAGCCAAGUAUCCCUGGAAGGACUUUCUCAAAGACGAAGAGGCAGAUCCCUACAAGUUUAAGAUAAAAGAGUUUGAAGAUGUGGAUCCAAAAGCGAGACUGAAAGAUGGAAUGGUGAGAAGGGAAAAGGAGAAGCACAAAGACAAGAAGAAAGACAGAGAAAAGGGCAAAAAGGACAAAGAGAAGCGGGACAAAGAGAAAACGAAAGAGAAAGGCCGAGAAGAGAAGCUGAAGGCUGCCCCAGUCCCCCUGGUCCUGCCCCCCAAGGACAUGGCGCUGCCCCUGUUCAGCCCCGCGGCGGCUGUGAGGAUCCCGGCCAUGCUGCCCUCCUUGACACCCAUGCUUCCCGAGAAGCUGUUCGAAGAGAAAGAGAAGCCCAAGGAGAAGGAAAGGAAAAAGGACAAAAAGGAGAAGAAGAAAAAGAAAGAGAGAGAGAAGGAGAAGGAGAAGAAGGAGAAGGAGAGGGAGAAGGAGAAGCGAGAGAGAGAGAAGAGGGAGAAAGAGAAGGAGAGACACAAGCAUGAAAAAAUAAAAGUGGAGCCAGUGGUCCCAGCCCCAAGCCCAGUGAUCCCCAGAUUGACUCUCCGAGUUGGAGCUGGCCAAGACAAAAUUGUCAUCAGCAAAGUGGUCCCAGCCCCCGAGGCUAAGCCGGCGCCUUCUCUGAACAGACCCAAGACGCCACCGCCCAUGCCAGCCCCCGCCCCUGUCCCCGUGCACGUCACCCCCGCCCCCGUGCCUUUGCCCCUUCUGGCCCCGGCCAGCACGCCCCUCACCGGGAUGCCCGCUCCGGCCCCCGCAGCCUCGGGAUCUGCCAGUUCCAAAGCCCCCGUCCGGAGUGUGGUCACGGAGACGGUCAGCACUUACGUGAUCCGAGACGAAUGGGGGAACCAGAUCUGGAUCUGUCCCGGCUGCAACAAGCCCGAUGACGGGAGCCCCAUGAUUGGCUGUGAUGAUUGUGACGACUGGUACCACUGGCCCUGCGUCGGAAUAAUGGCCGCACCCCCAGAAGAGAUGCAGUGGUUCUGUCCCAAGUGUGCCAACAAAAAGAAGGAUAAAAAGCACAAAAAGAGGAAGCACCGGGCGCACUGACACCCCGGGGGCCCCUGUCCUGACGCCUCGGGGGAGGUGCUGUGACCCCGCCUCCGUGUCACCUCCCACCAUGUACCUGCAGGUUAUGAACCUCGCAAGACUGAGGACAGAAACACACCACCCACAGGGAUUUUCCUUCUGGAACACCCCGGCCCGGGGCCACAUGGUCGUGACCGAAGGAAAGCUCACGUGGAGGCGGGCACCGGGGCCACCUUGCCUCCGUUUUCUAUUACCAGUGACAAGUAUUACUAAUAAAAAGACCAUAAUCUUCCCUUUCGAUUUUCUUGAUUCUCUCCAGGGCCUUUUCCUUAAGGUGUUAGAUGAGAAGUGGCUUGUGGCCUGCCUUGACCGUGACCGAGGGUGACGUUGGUAGUCUGUCUGCGCCUCCAGCCUCCUUCCCUCUCUAGUGAGAUAAUCAUAAUCACAUAAAAGAAAACUCCAGGUGGAGUGUCGGUAAAUAUUUUUGUGAUGAAAAAUAUAUGAAGCUUCCCCUCCCUCCCUGUUUUUAGUACUAACAUGUAAAAUGUUCAGGCUUUUUGUGAAAUACCUUAUAUUUUUUAAGAAAAAGGUUUCUAUCAUGUCCUGUUGGCUUUUGUGCAAAUUAUUUUUGUUGACUCUCACCUAUUUUCUUUCUCUGUUGCCUCCCGACUCUGCCCAUUUCUCUAAACUGCUGGUGUUCUUCUCACAGCUUAUCCAUUUCAUCAACUUGUAUAAAAACUCUUCGGACCAGGAGAUCUCCCCUAAUGUAAAUAAUAAAUAUUUAUGAAGUAGUUAUUUUAAAAAAAUUUUUAUCGUGUUUAAUUCUGGCUUUCUCUGAAAUCUGCUGUGAUUUCAGCCAUGUCUGUAAUUACUGCUGUACAUAAGCAAAGAAGGCUAGAAAAAAAGAACCAUGCGUAGUUCAAAGUUACCUACCUUGAGCUGAACCCAUGCAGUACCCAAAACACUGGGGGAAAGGACCCGAGCAGUUGGAAGGAAAACAAGGCAAUUUAAAUCUGUGGUUUAUGAUUUGAAAUUGUUUUGUUAUCUCUUGUUUCUGUAAAUUUCUUUGACUUCCUUUUGUUUCAAAGGACAUGUAGAUUCCCUGAAAGUUAAAAAAAAAAAAAAAAGAAA